CGUUGACUAGGAUGUGAUAUGUAUGGUUCAGUGCACGCCCACGUCUGCCUGGCACAGGCGAACCUAACCCUACUUGCUAUCGUACGCCACCAGAUCCGCCCAAAUGGUGGAGACGUACAUGUAAAAAAGCUUUGGGAGGAUGGACAUGUUCUCUGAUUUUGCAGUAGACCUUGAUAAAGUGCUUGAUGAUUUUGAGCUAAGUGAAGAUCAGAAAACUCUACCGGGCAAGGUAAAAAGUAGCCCGCUACCGAAGGAGAAUUGCACGGAUCAGAAUCUGCUCGUCGCGCUUAAAACCAACCAACUAGCUGCGACUGGCGGCAACACGUCCAACAGCGCCGUCACCAGCUUGCGCUAUGACAUUUACGAGGAGCCGUGCGUCGCGCGUGAUACACGUUGCGACGGUGCAGGCGCAGUGUGGCAGGCCUCUGCCAACGGUAGCGCCGGUGAUCGCGUUCAUGACGACGGCGCGCACAGCGGCCGAGAGGCAGCACAGUGCGUGUCAGUAGCGAGCGGGAAAACCUGCCGUGGAGAUCGCACGGGGGCAGUGUUCGACGACCUGAUACCCGUGAAGGACAACCGGGAAGUGAACGGGCAUGCCGCAGCUGUGACUGCUGUCGUAGCUAAUGGCGACGUCUGUACGCCACUCGCCUUGUCGCACUUUAUCGGCGAUGAUAGCAUAGGUGACGUGCCAGCAGACGGUCAGUUGAACGUAAAUGGUCUGGGUGGUACGGGAAACUUGCAGUCGCAGCAUGCGUCUGGUCAGCAUACCCCACCAGAGGCACUCGGAAAGAGAGAUCUAGAGUCUGCCAGUGAAACUUCGGCAAAGUUCCUCAAAGGCGAACAAACGGUUUUGAACCACGGCCCUACAGACUGCAGUGUUAGGGCAUAUGCGGGCACUGCUGGCAGCGACAAUGAAUGUAGAACGCCAGUCUCAGCAACACACAUCCUCCCGAUCGAUACAGGUACUGUGGUGUCGUGUCAUGACACCAUUGCGGCCACCGUCGCGCAAGUGAGCUUUCCAAGAGGCUGCGAUUCCGGCUACAGUACAAUCGAGGACGGCUCGGAACAAAGUUUCGCGUUAAAUGCGACGCGAGCGGUAUCUCUGGAACAGGCUGCUGUGGCAGUGGCGCGGGACCCAGCCGCCGAAGUGAUUCGGAGUGGUGACGGCGGUGCCAAAUCGACCGAGCAACUGCAAAUGCCUGUGAUCGGAUUUACGUCGUUGGUGAACGACGACGACAACGUCAGCGACAGCGAACUCGAGGCGAUGCUGGCCAGUUCUGCACCAGCCGCCGCUCAAAGGGCUGCUGCCGAGUCGCGCGACGCUCCCGCGUCAGCAGCCGCCGGCGUCGACACACGCGUCACCCCGCCCGGACUACGCAGCCCCGUGCAUCAUCGGCACGCGGGCGGCCAAGUCGCUGCCGAGACGUCGCGCGUCGACGCCGCAGGGGGGUCCGGCGAGCGCGCGCGCCCGCGAGAAACAGCUGCUGCCGCGUCGGCGCACGGCAAGCCGAGCUACAGCCAGAGCGGCGCGCGCCCGAAGCACCGCUGGUUCAAGAGCGACGGCGGCGGCACGGUGCUGGAGAAGCUUGUCUACGAGCCGCUGCCCGGCGAACCGUCUCGCCGCGAGCGCCUCGCCUCCGACGCGACGACAUGA
Priapulus caudatus is the source of this 1654-nucleotide messenger RNA. RefSeq lists its product as uncharacterized. The record is from RefSeq and is a predicted model, not a curated record. Bases 140 to 1654 code for a protein of 504 amino acids. NCBI's taxonomy places the organism in Eukaryota, Metazoa, Priapulida, Priapulimorpha, Priapulimorphida, Priapulidae. The transcript is spliced from 5 exons.